Mytilus trossulus (common blue mussel) is the source of this 4272-nucleotide messenger RNA. RefSeq lists its product as uncharacterized. Bases 790 to 4059 code for a protein of 1089 amino acids. Lineage: Eukaryota; Metazoa; Mollusca; Bivalvia; Mytilida; Mytilidae. The transcript is spliced from 6 exons. The record is from RefSeq and is a predicted model, not a curated record.
AGAGCCAGUCUGCCAGAAAACCAUGCAAAAUCGAAAAUUUUGUCCAAAUGGCAGGUCGGAACUUUGAUUUUUUUUUAUAUUUUUGAAAUCUUAUACAUAAAGGAAAAGGGAAAAAAUAUACUAGACUUUGUUGCAUCAUGUCUAUUUUUAGAAACAGCUUCAUUUGCAUAAUGCCUAAAAAAUCACUUAAAAAUAGGUGAAAAUGUGUAUAGUUUGAACUCAGUAAAUUGUGGUUUUUGACAGUUCUACUGACCAUUUAAACUUAUAUUUGACAAAUAUGACCUUAAUAGACAAAAAUAAACCAUGUCUUGAAAGAUUUGUCUCUAACGAUCAUUCAGUAGGGGGUUAGUGUAGAAGUCCGUGUUGGCCAUAAUGAGAUUUGAAGGAAGUUUGAGUCCAUCAAUCUUCUAAAGUGGGAUUUUUUUUUUCACGAAAUUAAUUUCAAUGAAUAGACAAAUUGAUAUUGUCAAAAAUAUCAAAAAUCCAAUUUUGGCAAAUAAUUGCAAGAUAUUGAAUUUUACGUCUAAUUUCCCUUUAUUUUGAUAAAUUUCUGUUUUUUUUUUAAAUUCUAAUUAAAACCCAGUAACCCUCAACUAUUAAUUUACCAAAGACCUGAAUCAUAUAAAAUUGUUGUAUGAUGAACUUUACAUACAUUUUGUCAUUUGUUUUAUGUAUAAUUGCCAAUAAAUCCUUUACAUAGGGGAAAACAGUCACAGAUGUUGUUUGAGUUAACUCCCCUUAUUUACACUCUCCGUAUUGAAAACAGAAAGUUAUCACAACUUGUCUGUCAUGGAGAAUGAGAAUGUGAAAUGUGACUUCUCACAUUUUACUGGUAUUUCUUGUGGAAAAUCUCCAAAUUAUCACGACAACACACUAACAAUACCUAUUUCACAAUGUAAUAAGAACACACAAAUACAUUUGAGUGGAUUGCAGAGUCUGGAAAGAAGUCAAAUCGAACCAAACUCUAUCUUCAACAAGGGCAAAGGUCUUGACUUUUACAAUUAUCCAGAGGCUUUAAUAAUUUUAUAUCGUACCGGAUAUUUUAAUAUUGAUGCAAGAUUGCUCAAUUUAAACAUAUGUCAGCAACACAGAGACUACUUUGGAAUUUAUUGGAGAAGGAGUAAGCUGAAAUGUUGCUACCCAGAACAUCCAGCAUCCAGCAAGGCAAAAGUAGACAGAGGUGCCUCACCAAGAGUUUGCAAGGAAUAUUGGUUGAAGACAAGAGAGGUCAUCAACAUAGGAACAGGAAUAUGCAAACAGUGUGCAACCAGGCACAGAGAGUACUUCAUAGCAAACCCUCUUAAAGUUAGCUCUGAGGCAGAUAUUGAAUUAUUUGAAAGAAUCCUCAACUUCAAUAGUACUGAAGAAGAGCAUAUUCAGCAUACUGCAGAAGAUAAUCAUAUGGAAAUUGAGGAUCUCAACUCUCAGUUUAGUAACUUUACCCAGACAACUAUUGAUCAAAGUUCGCAACAGACUUCAUCUGAUUGGGAAAAAGACAACGAAACUGAUAAAGAUAGGUUUAAUCGUGCAAUGACGAUUCUAGGAAAAGGGAAUUUUGAAAACCUACUCAAAUGUCAGCUGACUUUACCAUGGAAAGAUACGUCUAAAAGUACAAAGUCUUUGUAUCUAAAAGUUGCUUCAGAAGCUGUAAAUUUGGUUCUAAGUCAUAUUGUUCCUGGACAAGUUGAUACUGUUUUCUCUGAAAUUGUGAAAAAACAUGACUCCUACGAUGAAAAUCCCACAUUAGACAAGCAGGACAUAUUAACUAGAGCACUAGUGAAGGCAUACCUAGAUCAGGACAAUAGGCAAACCCAAACCCAAAUACUUUCACUAUUUGCAGAUAAAUUCUCCAAAGAAAAUCUUAUAAAACUUAUACCAGGGGUAACCAUAUCAAAAAUUGAUGCAGCACGGAGGCAUGCUUCUUUGGAAUCACCAGGUCAAAUGAUCUGCAACAAAACAAUAUAUAGAACACGUCUCAGUAGGCCAAAAGUUUUGCACUUUGUAGAAUUUAUUUCAAGUCCGACUUAUCAUCAAGCUGUUGGUUAUGGUUCUAAGAAACUUUUCCUGUCUACAGGUGUGGAAAUAGUGAUUCCAAAGGUGGUGAGAAAUAUUAUUUCUGCAAGACUAAUUAAAACUUAUCUUGCAUUUUGUGAGGAUCAAAAUUUUGAGACAUUCAGUAGAUCAACUUUGUUCAACAUAUUAAAUGUUUGCAUUUCUUCACAAAAGAAAAAUUUACAUGGUCUGGACAACAUUACUGCAGAAGGUAUGAAAGCGGUGGAUGUUUUAACAGGUAUUGUUUCAAAGCUACAAAUGUUUGGAUUACCUGGAGAAAAAGUAGAUCAGUUAAACAAUCUUAUGGCAUCCUUGAAUCAACACCUAAAGUUUGAAAUUAAAGGUCACCUAAAAGUGCAAUCGCCAUGCAUAGAUCACUGCACAGUAUAUAGUUUGAGUGACCCCAAAUCUGUUGUAUUCCAAAAGAAAUGUGACCAUGAACACUGUACAGGUUGUGAAGAAUGUGAAGUAGUGGAAAAAUCACUAAAUGAACUAAGUGAAUCAUACCAGAACUUGCAAUCACAUUCCACUAUUCCACAGGAUGUAUCUGAAGAAAUUGUACAUGAAAUUGAUAGAUCAAGGACCAGUAUACUUGCAUGGAAGGCCCAUUGUGUAAGAACUGUACACCAGGACCAAGCAAAGCAUGAUAUUCUUGAUCAACUGAAGCCCUAUCAAGCAUUAGUCGUCAUGGACUGGGCCAUGAAAUUUUUACCUUUGAAACAUCGUGAAGCUCAAAGUGAUUUCUUCGGGAAAAAAGGAAUCGGUUGGCAUGUAUCAUCUGUCAUUACUUUGGCAAGAAAUACUGAAAAUACUGAGAACAAGUAUGAUGCAAAUACAUAUAUUCACAUCAUGGAACUUGGUACACAGGGAUGGUUUUCAGUAGCCCAUAUUCUUACAGACUUGUUAAAACAAUUGUCUAGUAUUGAUGUCGGUCUCAAACAGGUUUUCCUGAAAAGUGACAAUGCUGGAUGCUACCACUCUACCGGACUUAUUGCAUAUUUAAAACAUUUAAACACCUUGUCACCAAUUACAGUUAUGGAGUACAACUUCAGUGAACCUCAGGCUGGAAAAGAUAUAUGUGAUGCCAAAACAGCUCACUGCAAGAUGCACAUAAUAAGGUAUUCACACGAAGGGCAUGAUGUAGUUACCCCAUAUGAUAUGUUGACUGCCAUUUAUUCAAAUGGAGGAAUAAAAGGAGUGAUAGCAUCAGUUGUAUCUGUGGACAUGAGGGAAGAGGUUAAGAUGAAGACAAAAAUUCCAAAUGUUAGUCAAAUGAACAACAUAACCUUUGAGGCAAAUGGUGUCACCUUUAGAAAGGCUUAUGGUAUUGGCAAAGGUUAUUUUAUGUCCAGUGACCAGUUUAAAGAUCAUGAAUUAUUAAAAGGAUUUGAGGUACAAAAGCCAUUUAUGUUGAAGGAAUCUUUCAUGCCAGGCUCUGUUACAAAUUACAAAUAUAACAUUGAAAACACUGAUGUAACAACAGAAACUGACGAUUUUCCAAUACAUGUACCAAAUGUUAUGGCAGGGAAUUCUGAUAAUUCAGAUAAUGAAGCUUUAUUUGCUUGUCCAGAACAAAAUUGCACAAAGGUUUACACAAAACCUCACUUCUUAGAACAACAUAUAUGCAUAGGCAAGCAUUUAUAUGCAAACAAAGAAAAUAGUUAUGACAAAGUGAAGCUUCUUUGGGGAGAGACAUGUGUAGCUGUGGAUCAUGAGCACAAGGUUUUGCUACAAUCGGUUUUGACAACUAAUUUAGAUAUUGCAGAAGGCUGGGCCCUUAAGAUUUCUAAGCCAUUGAAACGCUUUAGUGCUAAGGUUAAGGAAUUUUUGCAUGAGAUAUAUAUGGAAUGCAGUGCUACAGGAAAAAGACCAAAUUUUGAUCAAAUCUGUAGCAACUUGAAGCUAUUAAGAAACGAUGAUGGAACAAAGAAAUUUAACACUGAUGAGUGGUUAACCACAUCUCAAGUGAGGAGUUUAUUUGCAAACUUUGUAAAACUUGGAUCUUAAGAGCCAACAAAGUCAUCUCUUGUUAAAAUAGAGAAUUUGAAUGAAGUUGAUGAUGAGGAUUUGCAAAACACCUUGGCAGAAAUGGACAGUGCUGAUGUUCAUGCUAUUUCUGAGGACUUAGCAACAGAUAUUAUGGCAGCCAUUUCAACUUAACUUUCAUUCUUGUUGCUUAAACAGUGCAGUGUAGUGUAACUUGUACAUUGUAAAUAUGAA